Molecule: messenger RNA, 1071 nt
Organism: Colletotrichum higginsianum IMI 349063
Lineage: Eukaryota; Fungi; Ascomycota; Sordariomycetes; Glomerellales; Glomerellaceae
Product: Zinc-binding dehydrogenase
Exons: 2
Coding region: 1-1071 (356 amino acids)
Molecular function (GO): oxidoreductase activity
Source: RefSeq, a predicted model, not a curated record
AUGAGCAACAACGAGGGGCAGCGUUGGCAGACCCGCCAGGACGGGCUCGACAAGCUCUUCCUCGCGUCGGCGGCCAUCCCGCAACCGGGACCGGGCGAGGUGCUGGUCAAGAUCAAGGCCGUCUCGCUCAACUACCGCGACACCGAGGUGGCCAUGGGCCUCUACAACCACCACAAGACGAUCAACCCCGGAGAGACGGAGCCCCUGGUGCCGGCGUCGGACAUGUGCGGCUCCGUCGAGGCCGUGGGCGACGGUGUCGACAGGUGGACGGCCGGCGACCGGGUUGUGUCCAUCUUCAACCAGUCGCACAUCCGGGGCCAGAUCAAGGCGGCGGACAUGAAGUCCGGGCUCGGGUUCCCGCUCGAGGGCGUGCUGCAGUCGUACCGCGUGUUCCCCGCCGAGGGUCUGGUCAGGGCGCCGAAGCACCUGAGCGACGAGGAGGCGGCGUGUCUGCCGAUCGCGGCGGUGACGGCGUGGAUGUCGAUUAACCAGUUCCGGCCGCUGGGCCAACCCGGCGGCAAGGGUGAGGUGAUUGUCUGCCAGGGAACCGGCGGCGUUGCGAUUUCAGGGUUGCAGAUUGCCAAAGCCGCGGGCGCAACGGUCGUCAUCACGUCGUCUUCGGACGAGAAGCUCGAGAAAGCCAAGGCCCUCGGCGCGGACUACACGGUCAACUACCGCAGCAACCCCAACUGGGACGAGAAGGUCAACGAGGUCACGGGUGGCGAGGGCGCCGACAUCAUCCUCGAGACCGGCGGCGCCAAGACGCUGCGGCACUCGUUCGAGGCCAUCGGGUUCGGCGGGCAGAUCGCCUGCAUCGGGUACCUGUCGGGCAAGGUGGACGCCGAGGAGGACCGGACCAACGUGAACCUGCUGGCGCUGCGCAAGACGGUAACGCUCAAGGGCAUCAUCAAUGGGCCGCGCGAGAGGUUCGAGGAGAUGAUUGGCUUCUACGAGGACAAGGGCAUCAAGCCCGUGGUGGACCGCGUCUUCGGCUUCACGGAGGCGGACAAGGCAUACCAGUAUCUGUACAGCGGGGGACACUUUGGCAAGGUGGUUGUCAAGGUUCAGUGA